Acyrthosiphon pisum (pea aphid) is the source of this 2421-nucleotide messenger RNA. RefSeq names its product pre-mRNA processing factor 3 (gene Prp3). Gene Ontology annotation, biological process: mRNA splicing, via spliceosome. The coding region runs from base 168 to 2039 and encodes 623 amino acids. The record is from RefSeq and is a predicted model, not a curated record. NCBI's taxonomy places the organism in Eukaryota, Metazoa, Arthropoda, Insecta, Hemiptera, Aphididae. The transcript has 11 exons. Gene Ontology annotation, cellular component: U4/U6 x U5 tri-snRNP complex.
AUCCAACCGCAGGUUUGAGACGUUUGAGUUAGAUCCUAAAUCUAACGUUUACAAACGUUUACGUUAUUCAGUAUUGUCAUUAUUCUUUAUUGUUCGCCGAGAAUCGGUUAUUUUCCGUCUAUUUUACUAGUGCACCAUAGGUACGAUAAUAUUUUAACAAAAAAAACAUGGCAUUGUCAAUCAGUAGAAAAGAAGUUGAGGAUAUCAAACCGUAUUUGGAGAAAACCGUGUCUAAAUUCCUCGGAUUCAGAGAACCGUCUUUGGUGACCACAUUAAUGCACUGCUUGUCGUCUGGUUACGACAAGUAUAAGACCGCAGACAAACUUCGGUCUUCGCUGUUGGAUCCAGGUAAAGCGUUAUCCUUAACUGACAAGGCAUUUGACUUGGCCAAAGGAAUGACUAUGAAGGUCAAUACUGUGCCUGCAACUACAAAGCGUAGUAUUAAAACUGAGUAUGAUGAAAAUAAUAUCAAACGUAAAAAAGAAGAUGAUACAACUGUGGUCAAAGAAGAAGCACUUUCCAUGGGACAGAUUAAAGACAUGAUGUUAAAUGCUCAAAAAAUGAUUGAAGAACGGAAAAAAGCACUGUCCAUACCGUCAUCUGGUGUUCAAAAAAAUACUAAUGGCAAAGAUAAAAAACCACAAAUAACAACUGAUUUUGAGAAACAAGCAAAAAUUGCUCAGCUGCAGGCCCAAAUACAAAAAAAAUUAGCCACCGGUCUUAUUAAGACAGUUCCAAGUGUUCCCAAAACUAUGAGUUCAUCUGCUGAAAAACCAACUCCUCUAAUUCUUGAUAGUGAAGGACGUACAAUUGAUAUUACUGGUAAAGAAGUUCAGUUAACACAAGUUAUACCCACAUUAAAAGCCAAUAUCAGAGCGAAAAAACGAGAAGAAUUUAAACAAACAUUCAGUGAAAAAUCUAAUGACGAUUCUUCUGAAUUAAAGUUUUUUGAUCCACGAUUGACAUUGAAAACAAAUAUCCGUACAAAGCGAUCCUUAAAAUUUCAUGAACCUGGUAAAUUUCAACAAAUUGCUGAUCGUCUACGAAUGAAGGCCCAGUUAGAAAAAUUGCAAAAUGAAAUUUCACAAAUUGCUCGUAAAACUGGCAUUUCAUCUGUAACAAAAAUGGCAUUGUUAGUGCCGAAAGAAGAACAAUUAACUGAACAUUGUCCUGAUUUUGAAUGGUGGGAUAGUGUUAUUUUAGAUGGAGCAUCUUAUUUAAAUGAGGCCGGUGAAGUUCAGUUUAAAAGGAGUAAUAUAUCACACUUAGUGGAACAUCCAUUGCAAAUGAGACCACCAACUGAUCCAUUAAAACCAGUCUUUAUGCCAGUGUUCUUAACAAAAAAAGAAAGAAAGAAGCUACGUCGUCAAAACCGUCGUGAAACAUGGAAAGAAGAACAAGAAAAAAUUAGACUUGGUUUAGAACCUCCAGCUGAACCUAAGCUUCGUAUUUCAAACUUGAUGAGAGUAUUGGGGACAGAAGCAGUUCAAGAUCCAACUAAAAUGGAAUCUCAUGUAAGGGCACAAAUGGCAAAACGUCAAAAAGCUCAUGAAGAAGCUAAUGCAUCACGUCGGUUAAAUCCAGAACAAAGACGUGAUAAAAAAAUGAGAAAGUUGCAGGAAGAUACUACAUUAGGUGUUAACAUUGCUAUUUAUAGAAUAAAAGACUUAAGUAAUCCAUCGAAAAAAUAUAAAAUAGAAACCAAUAGCAAACAACUAUUUAUGACUGGUUGUGUGAUUUUGUGCAAGGAUUGUAAUGUUGUUAUUGUCGAAGGGGGACCAAAACAACAAAAAAAGUAUAAAAGAUUGAUGUUACAUAGAAUGAAAUGGGAAGAUGAUGUUAUUAAAACUAAAGAUGAAUCAGAACCAAAAUCAAACAAUAAAUGUUCUUUAGUAUGGGAGGGUAUGUCGAAGCAACGUAAUUUUGGAGAAAUAAAGUUUAAAGUAUGUGCUUCUGAAAAGUUGGCUCGUGAACAAUUAAAAAAGCAUGGAGUGGAACAUUAUUGGGAUCUAGCUUAUAGUGAUUUGAUAAUGGAUUAAAAUUAAUGUAAGAAUAAAUGCAUUCAAUAAUUUGUGAGUUUUUACACUCGGCUAUAAUAUGUAUUUAUCUUAUUUAUAAAAAAAAAAAAGAUAUAUUUGUAAUUCUACAAUGUUUUUUAAUUUAUAUGAUAAUAUAUUUUAUAAUAUUUAAUUAUUAUUCAUUAAUUUAUCCAGUGCUUUAUAUUUCUUUUGUCUCUCAUAUUGUAUUUCCCUUAGAUGUGAUGUGUAUUUCAAUUCAUUCAUUGCAAUAUACUUGCACAUUGUUUUUGUAUUUGCUUUUAAUUUGUAUGAUGUAGUUCUAGCAUAACCCUUAUUUGCCACUGAUUGUACACACGUUUCUAAAAUUUUUUGAUUUAUGGCCAUUAAACUUUUAAUUCCUUUU